Messenger RNA from Chlamydomonas reinhardtii, 4154 nucleotides. RefSeq lists its product as uncharacterized. NCBI's taxonomy places the organism in Eukaryota, Viridiplantae, Chlorophyta, Chlorophyceae, Chlamydomonadales, Chlamydomonadaceae. The record is from RefSeq and is a predicted model, not a curated record. The transcript is spliced from 3 exons. The coding region runs from base 263 to 3976 and encodes 1237 amino acids.
UUCAAGUGGAGCUCUGGGCCUGUCAACUGGAGAGCUCUAGAUGAUCUGUGUGGUCAAGGCAGUGGCUGUAGUUGUCACCUAGCUGUUGAGAACUCCAGUAGGUGUGUGGUGUCACCUGGCUGUUGAGGUUUCCAGUAGGUGUGGUGGAACAAAAAACUUCUCUUCUCUUCUCUGAUCUCUGGCCCUGUCGAGGUUCUGUGAUAUGAUCCAGGCUGCCUUGGCAGUAGGGUGGUAGUGCGUCUACCACCGCAACCUUGUAAGGAUGACUUUUAAAAAAAAAAGGCUGCGUACUGCAGCCGCCGUCAACGGAUGCGGCGGGCCGUGUGGUGACGGCGCUUGCCCGCAAUGGGAGGCGGACAAGUUCUUCUUGCGGGAGGCCGCCACCAGCAUCCAUCGUCGGCAUGCACGCCAGACCCGGGAUGGGCUGCAUGGCGUGGUGCUGGCCGCAGACACGGCCGCUGCCCUGGCCGACCGGCCGGGUGCCAGCGCCGCGCAGCGUCAGGCUGCGGCCAUGGCCAACUUGGCGGUGCGGGAGGAGCGGGCAGCUGCCGCAGCGGCCAGCCACAAUGCCCGCGCUGCACUGAUGGAGGAGCAUGGGGAGCGGGGCACUCGCUGGUUCCAUCGGCAGGCUGACGAGCCAGCAGCCGGCGCGCAGGAGCCCAUCACGCACUUGAAGGUGCCGGGGCAACCGGCGCCUGUGGCGCUCACGGGGCCGGGCACGCGCAACACUGUCUCCGCAGCCGCCGCAGCCAUGUACAGCAGCACCAGCCCCACCGGCCUGUUCCGUGUGCAGCCGGUCUGUACGGCGUCGCAGCAACAGCUUCUGGCGGCCAUUGACCGCAAGGUUCCGGCGGAUCUGCACACCGCCGCAGAGGGGUCCGGGGACGGCGCCCUCAGUGAUGCCGAGCUGAUGGCAGCGCUGGCUGGCUCCGCCAAUGGUAAAGCACCUGGGUCGGACGGGGUUCCGUACGAGGUGUACAAGGUCUUCUGGGCGCUGCUGGGCCCGCGCUUGUGUGCUGCUGCUGCCGCUGCCUUUGCUGCCGCUGCAGACGCCCACGAUGGCGGCGAAAUGGCGGCGGCGCUGCCUGCCUCCUGGCGGGAGGGCAUCAUUACGCUCAUCUACAAGGGCAAAAGCCUGGACCGCGCCGAGCUGGCGUCCUACCGGCCCAUCACGCUGCUCAACUGCGACUUCAAGAUGGUGUCCAAGGCCGUCAGCGCCCGCCUGCAGCCCGCCCUGGAUGCAGUUGUGGAUGAGCUGCAGACCGCGUUCAUCACCGGCCGCUGGAUUGGAGACAACGCGCUGUACCUCCAAGGCCUGAUCGAAUGGAUGCGCCUGGACGUGGGCGCGGACGGCGCGCCACGGCAGGGUGGUGCGCUGUACUUCUUGGACAUUGAAAAGGCGUAUGACCGGGUGCACCGGCAGUGGCUGUAUGCGUCCGCGGAGGGACUUGGGUUUGGGCCGCGCAUGCUGCGCUGGAUCCGCCUGCUCACUGCCAACGGCUCUGCCCGCGUGUGUGUGAACGGGAUGCUCUCUGACGCCUUCCCAGUGCUGAACGGCUUGCCGCAGGGCAGCACCGCCUCACCACCCCUGUGGGUCAUCCAGAUGCAGCCACUGACGUCCUUUCUGCGGCGGCAGGUGGAGCAAGGGGCACUGCGCACGCCCCUGUUACCCAGCGGCGAGCAGGCGCCACCUGCUGCCCACCACGCUGACGACACGACCCUCACGGUGCGCGACCCGGCGGUGGACGGGCCGGUCCUGAUGGCGGCAGUACAGCUGUUCUGCCGCGCGUCCAACGCCCGUGUCCAUCCGGACAAGAGCAAGGCCAUGGGCCUUGGCAGGUUUGCGCACCUGACGGGCCCUUGCCCACACACGGGGGUGCCGUUUACCACUGGCGCCGUGACGCACCUGGGUGUGCCCCUGUCGUGGGACUCUGAUGCGGCUGCAGCUGACUUGUACACCAGGCGGGCUCGCGGCAUGGCGUUUGUGGUGCUGGCGGCGAAGCUGGCCUACCACUUCAGCUUCCUCAACCCGUCGCCUGCGCAGCUGAAGGAACUCACCGACCUGGUGGACCACUUUGCUGCGCGCUCCAUGCACGCUGAGGACGCCAGCCUGGUGUCGCACGGGAACCCGCUCCUGCUGCCAAAGCGGGAAACGGCAUGUCUGCCGUACAAGGAUGGGGGUGUCAACCACGUCGACCUGCCUGCGUUCCUGUCUGCCCUGCAAGCUAAGACUUUCGCCCUCCUUGCCAAGCCAGGCCGGCAACCCUGGAAGACGCUCACCCGGGCGCUGCUUACCCAUGUGCGCCCGGACUCCGCCACCACGUGGGCGUGGGUGUACAGCGACACGCCGGCGCCAGCGGGGCUGCCUGCCCGGCUGGCGGCCGCGGUCGGCCACGUGCGGAGCGCGGGCGUGGAACAGCAUCCGCCGCAGCCAGCCACUCAGCCGCCAGCGGCGCCGCCACAGUGGCGGGUUAGCCUGGACCAGCUGUGGGUGGCUAACGCUGCGGGGGCUGUGUCCUACGUCCACUACACGGGGCGGCUCUUGGAGCCUGGGCCUGGCGUGCUGCCCCCGGCGGUGGAUGGGGCGUGGCAGCCUGCCUGUGUGCUGCAGCAUCGCAAGCCACGGCACCUGUGGACCUUUGAAGAGCGGGCGGCGUACGAUGCAGCAUCACCAGGGGACCGGGCGGGGGCGUGGCCUCGGGCGCCGUACUUCCUGGCGCCGGAGGCUGGGGUGGUGGUGCACCCGGAGCACUGCCGGAUUGCGGGUGUCAGCUUGGCGGACUACACGGUGCGGGACGUGCGGCGGGCCAUCACCGCGGCUAACCCGGCCGCACCUCCGGCUCCGGCCCGCCCCGCAGCCAUGCCGUGCCCGGCGCCAGCUCAGCAGGCGGGGGGGUCGGGGACCCAGCCGGCGGCACAGUCGCGGCUGGCGGAGCGGGAGGCGGAGUGGCAGCGUGCAGCGGCGCAGCUGACCACCACGGCGGCGCAGCACUUCCACAAUAACCCGGUGGCUCUGGACCCCUGGCUCCACCGCACCUCCGCGGCAGCCGGGCUGCAGAACACGCCGGCGAGAGAACUGCAGUCGUAUGCGUCCCCGUCCCAGCAGUCGGGUGAGGGGCCGCGGCGGUCCGUGCGGCUGCAGGAGCAGGCGGCGGGCGGGGCGGGACCUAGCACUGGGCCUGCCACGGCGGCGGCGGCAGCAGCGGCGGCAGUGGAGGGCGACCCUCGCAUGCCGCCCCCGGAUGCGUCCCUUCUGCGGGGUACGUGGCGGAGGCUGUGGGACAGCCACGCCAGUCGGGGGGCAAAGGUGCUGGUGUACCGGCUGCAACAUGCUUACCUGCCUUGCGGGCUGUACAGGGCGGGCAAGGGCAUUCGGCCACGGGUGACCACGGGGUGCGGGGGGUUGGGGGCGCACUGUCCUCACCCCGCCUGCGGGCCACCUGGCCCGCGGGCGUGGGCCAGCCUAACGCACAUCUUCCUGGAGUGUCCAGCUUAUGCGCAGGCGAGGACGUGGCUGCAGCAGCUGUGGGCCUGCGUUGCGCCCCAGGCAGCGGCGCCGCCAGUGACGGACGCGGGCUUCAUGCUGGGGGACCGCAUGGGUAUGUGGGCCUCAGGCCCGCGGGGGGCGGGCGCGCUGCUGUGGAGCACUUUGCGGGCCACCUUCUUGUACGCCGUCUGGUGUGCGUACUGGUCCCGCGAGCCUGCUAAGCAGACGUCGGAGCAUGUGGUUCGGGAGGUGGUCAGCGAGCUGCGCAGGGUGAUGCAGCUGCGUUUCACUGCCGCCACGCUAACCCCUGAAACCCUGUCGGCUCUGCCCACACAGCUUCUCACCGCACAGCUCAAGGCGGCUAAGCUGGAGCACUUUGUUGCCAUCUGGACGGCGGGUGGCGCGCUUUGUGAAGUGGAGGAGGUUCAGGGUGGGUCACCGAAGUUGAACUUGCGGCUGACGCUUGCAUCACCUGUGCAGGCCCCCUAGGUUUCCUUUUGGGCGGCGUUUCUUUCCAGGCGCUGGCGUGGCAUAUUAUCGUCAUCAGCUUAUCUGGCGCCCAUGUGUUUUAGCUCUGGCUGGCGUCGCAGCGCCUGGGCGGCUGUGGGUCUUCCUUUUUUUUUUGAGGAAGCAUCCUUUUUUUGAGGAAUCAUCCUUACAAGGUUGA